Pyrus x bretschneideri (Chinese white pear) is the source of this 1226-nucleotide messenger RNA. Its product is annotated as thymidine kinase a-like. Lineage: Eukaryota; Viridiplantae; Streptophyta; Magnoliopsida; Rosales; Rosaceae. The transcript has 4 exons. The record is from RefSeq and is a predicted model, not a curated record. Bases 257 to 1021 code for a protein of 254 amino acids. Gene Ontology annotation, biological process: thymidine metabolic process. Gene Ontology annotation, molecular function: thymidine kinase activity; ATP binding.
CCAAAAAAAAAAAAAAAAAUUCAAUUUCUUCCCCCUUUUGGAUACUUUUCCAGGUCAACAAACACAUUUUCUUCUUUUCUUUUGGAUCUGAAAAAAAGAAAAAAACCAUAAUUUCCCAAUUUCCAUAUAAAUUUACCUCCAAAACCAAAAGUUUCCGAUUUCCCUCCAAAUCUUUCAAAAACUCAAAUCAAAUGCUGUUCCAUUUCUCUCCACUCCAACCCUCUCUCUCUUCUUUCUCUCUCUAUUUAUUCAGAUCAUGAAAGCUUUCGCCUUCCCAUCUCUCUUCUUCCCUCCCCAAAUCUUCAACCCCUCCUCUUUCUGCAACACAAAAUCCAUGGCCUCCUUCAAGCCCUCCAUUCCCACCACCAGUGACUCUUCUACCUCCGGCGAGGUCCAUGUCAUCAUGGGUCCCAUGUUCGCCGGCAAAACCACUGCCCUACUCCGCCGGAUCAAGUCGGAGGUCAACAGCGGCAGGAAUGUGGCGAUGAUAAAAUCGAGUAAGGAUACAAGAUACGCCAUUGAUUCGGUUGUGACGCACGAUGGGAUGAAGUUUCCGUGCUGGGCGCUGCCUGAUCUGUCAUCGUUUCGGCAGAAUUUUGGAGGAGAUGCUUAUGACAAGCUUGAUGUCAUUGGUAUCGACGAGGCUCAGUUUUUUGAAGAUCUAUAUGAUUUCUGCUGCAUGGCUGCUGAUCAUGAUGGGAAAACUGUGGUUGUUGCAGGCUUGGAUGGCGAUUACUUGAGGAGGAGCUUUGGCUCGGUUCUUGACAUAAUACCUCUUGCUGAUUCUGUGACCAAGUUGACGGCUCGAUGUGAAAUGUGUGGCAAACGAGCUUUCUUUACCCUGAGGAAGACGGAGGAGACUAGGACGGAACUGAUUGGUGGUGCUGAUGUGUACAUGCCUGUGUGUCGCCAACAUUAUGUCAACGGACAAGUUCUCAUUAAAACAGCAAGAAGUGUAGUGGAGUCGCAUCAAUUUAAGAGUGUCAGUGACACAUUUUCUGAAGCAACUCCAGUUGUUUAGUGACAAUAGUGGAUCUUUCACAGCCAGUAUGUCUUUUGUUUGCUGUGUAUUUGAAUCGAGCAAUCAGCGUGUUGCCUGCUCUUGUAGUCCAAGUGAAUGAGAAAAACUAUUCUUAUAUUGGUGCCCUGGUUGCAAGUGAAUGAGAAAAACUACAUUUUCAAAUAAAAAAUUUCAUGGGCAGUUAUUCACGCCUUCUUUACGACCA